Closterium sp. NIES-67 is the source of this 4212-nucleotide messenger RNA. The record is from the annotation of a GenBank genome assembly. Lineage: Eukaryota; Viridiplantae; Streptophyta; Zygnematophyceae; Desmidiales; Closteriaceae.
CCAAACUAUCUCCCAUUUCCCCUCUUCGUGUUAGGCCUAGUGGUGUGUGUGUGGUUCCCCUGGUUCUCUUGCCUAAACCUCUGGAUGAUCUUUUCCUCAGUGGACGACUCUUCUGACCAGCACUUCAGCACCAGCUUCGACCAUCUCUUCGACCAUCACUUUCAGCACCAGCUUUGCCACCAGCUUUGUCUCAGCCGAGGUAGAAAUUGCCGUCAGCCAAGUCUAUUUAGUAGGUUGCCGUUCUGUGCCGAGCUGGUGUGCAUCGUUGACAGCAUGAGGGACUUGUGAAAAGCCUUUGGUCCGUCGGUGGAAAAAACGUCGCACGGUCGGCCGUCAAUUCUUGCACCCCCACCUCCAUUCCAAAGCUACAGCUAAGUGUUCGGCCUGCGGAGCUAAGGGUACUUGUCCAAUCUUACUGUCCCGUGAAUCCUGUCACUCUGUCCCGCGAAACCCAAUCGGUUCCCCAACCGUCCACAUGUCUCGCUCAUUCUCGUCUAUCCGCAUUCACCUUGACAUCGCUCCACGAGAAGUCCACUCCAAGCUCAACACUGGGUCCCGCUCCCGGUCCCGGUCCCGAUUACGCCGGGUCGCCUCGGAACCAGACCUGUCCUGCUCGGUGACGGUAUCUUUCGCUACUGUCACGUCCGUGUCUCCUCUCGGCCCCGUGCGUCAGCCCGUCUGCUCAUCCCCGACGCUCCUGCGGCCAGCUGUAUCCAGCAACGGCGGUAGCGGCACCGCGUCGAGAGCGGACAUCACCGCACGAGCAAAGCCGGCUCGAGGGGGUGGUAGAAGGCAGCGAGGGGGACCAGACCGCGUGCGCCAGCAGCCAUGGUGGUGGGCACAGAGGGGGGGUCAGGUUCUGGUUCAAGCCGCUCGUGCCAGCCGUGGCUCCUCCGGAACAGAUGGUCCCAGCUCUAAGACAGGAGCUCGUCACGGCGUGCCGGCGGCAGCGGUGCUGCAAGCGCAACCAGACGUCUCCGUGUUUGCCGCAGCCGCUGGGGGGAAUGCUUCGGCCACUGCCACUGCCGGCGCUGCAAUCGCAACUGCGGCAGCUUCGGUUGAGUUUCCAGCGUCUGCAGCUGCAGCUGUGUCGACUCGUGCUAAGUCUACCGUCACCUCCUUCUCCUCCUCCUCUUCCCCUUUCAAGGCGUGUUCCGUAUCGUCUUCCGUAGGCGUUGCCUCCCGGGUCUCGUCUCUCCCAGUGGCUGCGUCGGACGACUGCUAUCUGGACGUUCUGCACGACCCGUGGAAAGUCAACGGUAUCGAUCUGCUCGGCCCCAGUUACGCCAUCAGCCAGCACGCGAGAGUGUGUCCGGAUUUCCGCGGCUCGGCAGCUGUCUGGCAGUGUGGCUUGUGUGAGCGGGACGGCAUAGCCGCGACGGCGCCUUCGCAAACGUGGAGUAGAGGAGGCGAUGUGGGGUUGGGAGGGGAGGGAGCGAGACGAGUGGAAGGUGACACUGAAAAUCUAGGUUCGGACCACACUCAACACUCGCGUCCACGCUUCCGCACGACCGUCGAUGAGAAGGAAGGAGCGAUCGUGGCCGCCGCCGAUUCGCGAGAGGACGAAGCAGAGUGGCCGAACAGCAGCUGUAACAGCAGCAGCAGCAGUAACAGCAGCGGCAGCAGCAGCAACGGGCACGGGCACGGGCACGGGCACGGGCACUGGCACGAACACGGGCACGAACACGGGCACGGGCAGGGGCAGGUAUGCGCGGGGAGGGUGGUGAAGGGGAAGGGGCCGGGGCAGUACCUGUUCAUGUCUGACAGCGGCGAGGGCUUCACGAGCGUGGACGUGGGGUGCAACGGCAUGCCCGUCGUCUGCAACUCGCGUGGCUGCCGCCCCGUGCUGCUCAACGACCGCUUCCGCGACUGGAACGGCCGCCUCAAGUCCCUGCCGUGCUGGCCGCUCGACGGCGCCAGGCGCGGGGGGGCUGGCGGAGAUGGAGCGCCGGGAGGGGGCGGGGAGGGGGCGCGCGGGGCGGAGGCGGAGGCGGAGGCGUCGUCAGGGGAUGUCGGAAGGCCGUCGCCGUCGGUGGAAGGAUCGAGUGUUGUGGUGGGAGGAGGGGGGGCGGAAUCGGCGUCAAUAGGCAAGGCGAGGGCGGGUGAUGUUAGAGCGAACGGGUUCGAGCCCCACAGCAGCGAUUACUGGUGGGAGAGCGUGGGGGCCGACGGGGGGCUCGCCGGGGAUUCUUCGCGCGGACUGGGGCAAACCGCCGCGGGCGACGACGAUGACCACCUGCGCGGUUCCCCCUCCCCCACGUUCCUUGGCGCAAGUUCGCCCUGGUUUCCGCCUGCCUUUCCGGGCUCGCCUGAUGUUGCCGCGCCCCAUCUCAGCGCGCGCAGCGCCGGUGUUGCUGCGCCGCAGCCGCAUCUCCGCGUGCCCGUGGUGGUGCCGCCGCUGGUGUCAGUCGGUCGGCAACAUCCGGAAGGACUCAUGGCGGAGGAGCCGGCGGAGCAGAGCAGCCUCCCCGCUUUCGACGGUGGCGGCGGUGGCGGCGGCAGUGGAGAUGGGUCCAGCAUGGGGGUUGGCAGCGGCGGUAAUUACGCCGGUGACAGCAUGGGUGGUGGCAGCACGGCGAGAGAUAUCUUGAUGGACGACCGUCCGAUCUGGGCGCCAUCGUUGAAAGGCGAUCUUAAUGGUGACGCUGCUGUGGUUGGUGGUGGUGGUGAUGGUGGUGGGGGUAGUGGUGCGGCACCAGGAGGGCGAAAAGCUAACGGGCCGGCGAUUCCGUCGCACGGGUCUCCGUUUCCGUCUUAUCGCCCGGGUUCCGCUGCACCCGAGCAGCAGCAGCAGCAGCGGCAGGUGUUCGGGCUUGGGCGGCCGACCUCACCGGAAGAAGCGGGGGCGUGGGGAGUCCGCCUGGGAGAACGCGGGGAGCGCGGGGAGGCUCCUGUGAACAGCGCGGGAGAGAGAGGAUUAUUCCCGUGGAGAAAGCGAAGGGGCGGCGACGAUGAGACGAGCGAGGUCAACGGACGACACGGCAAGAGUCUGGAAAGCGACGGGGGGAGUGCGCGGAUUGUGGCGGAUGGGCGCGGGUAUGGGGAGGGGCGGAGGAGGGAAGGGGGCGUGGGCGUGCGGGAGCAGGUGCAGGGGGAUGCGAGGGAGAAGGAGAGGGAGAGGGAGAGGGAAAGAGAAAGGGAGCAGAUGGAGCGGUUUUACCGUGCGGCGCUGAUGGAACAUCCACAGCAGUCGCUUUUCCUCGGCAACUAUGCCCAGUUCCUCGCUGAAGGCAAGGACUAUGAGCGCGCGGAGGAGGCGUUCAGGCGCGCGGCCGUGGCGAGCCGGGCGGAGGGGGGCGCGGGGGAGGCGGAGGUGCUGGUGGCGUGGGCCAAGGUGGUGUGGGAGGCGGGGAGGGACGCGGAGCGGGCGAUGGCGCUCUUUGAACGCGCCGUUGAGCUGUCGCCUGAUGACUGUUUUGUGCUGGCAGCCUAUGCUAGCUUCCUGUGGUCUGCGGAGAGCGGGCAGGAGCCAGCAGCGACACAGGUGGUGGUUGGCGGAGGGGUGUGCUUGGCGGACUGGGAGGAUGUAGAGGGGCAGCACGGGCAGCAGCAGCAGAGAGGCUAUGAGCAUUUGGCACCAGCUCAGUGUGUUGCUCAGCGCGACGCAUGCCUCGAUGCCCGGCUGUGCUCCUGUCAUGCCACAUCGAGUGUGCCCGACCGCGGCUAUGGUAAUGCAGCAGCGGACAACAAGCCUCCAGCAGACGGGCCCCCGCCCGCUCCAGCGCCAGCCAGCAGGGCCAGCCAAGUGCAGCGAGACAACAAGAGCAGACAAGUGCACGGAGCACAGGGAGUGCACACACAGACAGGGCUGGAAGCAGCACGACCCACACAGCCUCAUGCACCUGUCCAUCAUCAUAACGCCUACAAUGAGGCGGCUAUUGAGUCAACUCAGAAGCCUCAUGGGUCUGCCCAUCAUCGCAAUGCCUGCAACGGCUCUGCUGCCGCAUCGUCCCCAAAGGAGGCUGUGGCUGCUCGAUCCGUGCUUGGAAAUGGCAUAUGCAGUGGUGCUGGUGCUAGUUGUGGUGCUGCUGGUGGUGGUAGUCUCACCAACAUGAGCCAUCAUUCUGCAUGGAUGGACGUAGUGUAAAUGUGAUGCACCGGUAUGGGCCGAAGAAGCAUGCAGCAUUUAGGUCUGUCUAGUUAGGAAGGGGGAAGUUGAUUACCUAUGCCAGUAAGGGAGAUGUUAAUGGUGUAUAAAGCGGAUGAGUCGGA